Molecule: messenger RNA, 5797 nt
Organism: Acanthochromis polyacanthus (spiny chromis)
Lineage: Eukaryota; Metazoa; Chordata; Actinopteri; Pomacentridae
Product: RNA-binding motif, single-stranded-interacting protein 2-like
Exons: 14
Coding region: 99-1298 (399 amino acids)
Cellular component (GO): cytosol
Molecular function (GO): mRNA binding
Source: RefSeq, a predicted model, not a curated record
CGUCGAGCAGCGGGACUCCAGGCUCUCACUUCCCCAGCUGCUGACGUCAGCUGGCAGCCUGGGCUGUGCUCGCCGCUCCGGACAUAGCGCCGAGAAAAAUGCUGCUCUCCGUACCGCCAAGGGCAGGAAUCAACCCCUACAACGGCUACAACAGCAGAAACAGCAAAAAGGCCUAUGUGUCCUCCGGCCACCAGAUGGCGCCCCCCAGUCCCAACACCAACAGUAGUAGCAACAGCAGUGGCGGAGGAGGGGAACAGCUGAGUAAAACGAACCUGUACAUCCGCGGCCUCCAUCCAGGAACCACAGACCAAGACCUGGUCAAGCUCUGCCAGCCGUACGGCAAAAUUGUAUCGACCAAGGCCAUCUUGGAUAAAACCACCAACAAAUGUAAAGGUUAUGGCUUUGUGGACUUUGACAGUCCAGCAGCAGCACAGAAAGCUGUUACAGCUCUGAAAUCCAGCGGGGUCCAGGCUCAAAUGGCCAAACAACAGGAGCAGGACCCCACCAAUCUCUACAUCUCCAACCUGCCAGUGUCUAUGGAUGAGCAGGAGCUGGAGAGCAUGCUCAAGUCCUUUGGCCAGGUCAUUUCCACACGCAUCCUCCGAGAUGCCAACGGGACCAGCCGUGGUGUUGGAUUUGCCAGAAUGGAGUCCACAGAGAAGUGCGAGGCCAUAAUUCAGCAUUUCAAUGGCAAAUUCAUCAAGACUCCACCAGGAGUGCCUGUGCCCACAGAGCCCUUAUUAUGUAAGUUUGCAGACGGAGGUCAGAAGAAGAGGCAGAACCAGGGGAAGUACCUCCAGAAUGGAAGGCCCUGGGCUAGAGACGGAGACACGGGAGGAAUGACGCUUGCGUAUGACCCCACAGCUUUACAAAAUGGCAGCUUCUACUCCUCACCUUACAGUCUGGCUCCAAACCGAAUGAUUGCUCAGACUUCUCUGUCGCCCUACAUUCAUUCUCCUGUCUCAUCCUACCAGGUACACAGCCCGUCCUGGAUGCACCAUCAGUCAUACCUCAUGCAGCCAGCUGGUACAGUUCUUACCCCAACAAUGGAUCAUGCCAUGUCCAUCCAGCCCACGUCCAUGAUGGGACCUCUCACCCAGCAAUUAAGCCACCUGUCCCUGGGCAGCACGGGCACAUAUAUUCCGGCCAACACAACUAUGCAGGGGACCUACAUCCCCCAGUACACCCCAGUGCCUCCCUCCAGUGUCCCAGUAGAGGAGAAUGGUGGUCAACAGCAACAGGUUGCCAUGGAGACUCCCGCAGAACACACAAACUACUCAUACCAACACACCAAGUGAAGCUAAGCUCCCAGCAGGGUGGGGCUGAGGGCACGAAGUGAAUCCGACCAAACAGGAUUCACAUGGAAGAGAUCUGUGCUCCAUACCAUCACUAAGCACCUGGACUUGAACAUGGAUGACAAAAGGAACAUGUGUGUGAUUGUGAGUGUGUUUGUUUGUAUGCGUGUGAGUGUGUAUGUCUGUUUUGUUUUGUUUUUUUUAAGACAAAGGACAACACUUAACGUCAUUGGACUUUUCUGCUCACAUCCUCAAGAGUUGAUCAACCAAAGGUGGGAAUCUUCUUCAGAGAAGCUUUGAUCUAUUUUGAUAACUGAAAAAGGAACAUAACAAAAGAAGCUUAAAAAAAAACUUUAAAAAAAACGUAGGAGGGGAGGAAAAGACACAGAGCAUUAUUUUUGUGCACGUAAUAUAACAAAUCCUUAUUUUUAACAGAGCAUUCUGGAUGUUUCAGAGUGAUUCAAGGAAGAGUUGAAACACAAUGUGUCUUUUAUUUUUUUGUAAAAUAUGCAAACUUUUAUUUUUAUUUCCUGAUGUCUGUUGUUUGACAUUCUAUUUGCAGCAGUGGGGGCAACAAUUUGUACAGAUUUAAAACAGUGCAAACACUUUUGCUGGUCUGAUGUGUCGAGUCAUUCUAACCCUAAUGGUAAACCGUUUAAAGCUACUUCUUCCUGUAACUGCUGCAGAGAUUUCUAUUCAUGCAUGGAUGAUGAUAACAUUGACUGUUUAUAGUUUAUUCAAAUUAAGUUUUUUUUUAACUUAAAAAUCAUCCUUUCAUACGUGAACAAAAGACAAUCAAUUAUUUAUAUUUAUAUUUGAAUUAUAGUUCUAUUUUUUAGAAUUUUUAGGUCAUUGAAGCAUCCAUUUUUAGAAGAUACCUUAUUUAAUACUGUAGUCUAUGAAGGCAAGACGAAAUAGACGUUAAGAGCUUACCCCACGCAUUAUUGAGCCUUAAUAUUUGACCCGUGAAAAUAAUUUUUUGAUGGUUGGAUGACUUUAAAUUCACUUCAAGUCCGGCAUUCACCAUCUGAAAAGAAACAAACAAUAAAUGACACUUGUUCAUUCUAAUGCUGCAUUCGGUUGCAACUGGGAGUUUUUUGACAUUUGUCAGAGAAAAUGCCACCAGAAGUUAAUUUUCGUAUACGGUAACUUAGAUUGUGGGUUUCUCACCUCCAGAAACUUUCAUUAAAUCUGUUGACAUGUAUCAAUAUUGUCACAGUUCAGUAAAGCCUUCACUGUUUGCUGAAGUUAACACUUUAGCAUUUGCCUUCUACAUUUGUCCCGGCAGUUUAAUAAAUGGCUGCAUUUUGAAUAAAUAUGAUACUAAAAUCUGUGUAUUUUAGCUGUUAAAGCUGACCACAAACAGAAAAUCUAAAGCCCCCCCCCCAUUCCACCUCGAUGUGGUUUCAAAUUCCUGCUUCACACUUCCAGGGUACAUUGAAUGCAGCACUGUAGUCCUCCUGUUGUUUUAAUGUAACUCCAUGUUAAAUCCUCGUCUGUGAGAAGUGGUUUUAAGCGGUUUUGUUGUGGCAAACCAUCAGGUAUCAUUAAUUUCAUCCUCCGUCAAAGGGAUGAACAUGUUUUAGAAACGAGCAGUUAGAUUACUGAGAGAUUUGUGUACAAAGAACAAUGCAGUUACUAAAUUAAGAUAUAGUUUAGCAAAAGCAAUGAGGGAAAUCAAAUGGAAGACUAACAAAAUCCCUGAGAAUAAUUUGUCUGCUAGGAAAGGGAGCUGUAAGUCUUUUUUCAAUGCUGCUGUCACCUGAGUUUUCUCUGUCAGUGAUUUUUUUUUUUAGUUUGUAGAAAGUUAAUUGUCUCCUGUUUUUUUCUUUUGUCUGUCACUUGAAAAUCUUUGAGCUAAUUUGCCUUAUUUUUGAUGAAUUAAUCUUAGAAGUAAAUUAGAGUUUAGCUGUAGAUUUUAGCUUUUUAUAGAAUAGAUGUUAGCUUUUCUCUGCGUAAGGAUUGAUGCUGUUUUCUUGUGCACAUCGACUUUUCUCUUGUUUUCUUUUCACAUGAAUUUCCGUUCCAAACUUUGCGUCGUCUGUCCUGACAUUGUGUCUGGCCUGUUUGUAGGAAGCCUUUCAGAAUGGAGAACUGAACCAAACGAUUAGUUUAUCUAGUGCUGAUGCUAAAGAUUCAUACUGAUGCUGCGUCGGUGCUGCGGCUCAAACAAGCUUAAGUACAGAAAAAGCUGGAUAUGUUUCAUAUUCUGUCAGUCAGCACAUCGAGUGGAGCUCACGUCACCAUCCAAAUAUGUUGAAUUUUAAUUUAUACAGACAUCAAAAACUGUAGAUAUGUAGAUAAUAGAAAUAAUGGUUUUACAAAGGACUGCUCACUAGACCAUGGAAGUGCCAUUAAAGACAAUUCUUACAGCCUUUAGUGAGACAGCAAGUCUGAAUGAAUUUGUGAGUGAUCCAAAAUUCUGCAAAAACUAUUUUUAGCUAAGCCUUAAUGUUUUUCUCUCUGGAUGAACUGCCUGUUUUCUCAUAGGACAUUGAUUUGUAUAUACUGCGGAAAUGGCAGCAGGCUUCUUUGAGUUAGUUGGUAAAUGGUAAAUGGUAAAUGGACUUGCUCUUAUAUAGCGCUUUUCUACUCAUCAGAGUACUCAAAGCGCUUUUACAACAAUUGCUCCCAUUCACCCAGACACACACACAUUCACACACUAAUGUGCAGGUUGCUAAUCAACCUGCAACAUCAGUCAGUAUACAUUCACACACCAGUGGAACAGUCACUGGUAGGCAAUUCGGGGUUCAGAAUCUUGCCCAAGGAAACUUCGGCAUGCAGCACAUGACUAGGCGAGAGCGGGAAUCGAACCGCCAACCAUUCGAUCAUUGGACGACCCGCUCUACCACCUGAGCCACAGCCGCCCCAGUUGUCGUCUCAAGUCAGCUGCAGGGUUCCGAGGAGCUUUUCUUCCUGCUCCUCGACCAUCCAUGUUUGAAUCCAGUGAAAAGCAGAGCGCGAUAACGUCUUUCUUGAUGCUCACCGUUCGAUGAUUCUGUCUCUGGCUCGUCAUUUCCUCACGUUGGCUUUUUUGCUGCGUGUUUCUGUUGUACAUCUCUGCAACCAAAGACAUUGUAGCCACCCACCGUUUAGCUUUCUGUCUCAGAUAAACCGCUCUCCUCAUCUGCUGUCUGUAGCUGGAUAAGAUGCCUUUUUAGUCGUUCUGAUAGAUUCAGAAAGAGAAAAGGCUGCAAUAAAGGUGUUAACAUGCGCCCGUCGUUCCACAUUAUGGCUACAAUCUAAAGUUUAUUGGCUCUGUCGCAUAAAGGACAUGCAUCCGAAUAUUUCAACUCAUUUUCAUGAAUGCAUAAAUAAAUGUGUUAGUAGAGUGUUGAACUUUCUUGACCUCGGCAGACAUCCAGGAGGAACACAGAGCUCAGCUUUUGUAAUGUUGUCAAACAUGAGAGUUUUCAGACACGGGAGCUAAUUUUGUAAAUAGCCUUUCUUUCCUUCCACUUGCUCUUUUCACCAUUUUGUUUGUUUCUUCUCGCGUGUUUUCUUGAUUUUUUAAAAAUGAUUUAUAACCUGUCCAGAUAACACAGUGACUAGCAAGUUUUCAGAUUCAGUGCACCAUGAAGGAAAAAUGUUCAGAGAAAUGAUAUUCCAUGUAUUAGCCAUCACUUUUAAUACAAAAACAAGAUUUUGGAACUAUGAAAUGACUUGUUACAAUGCAGUGCUUAUUUAUUUAAAUUUUUUUUACAACAAUAAUGAUAUUACAGGAAAUCAUUUUGCUGUGAGAUGAAUUGAUUUUUAAAAUUACAUGACCUUUCUAGGCCUGCUAAAAGCAGUGGUGAACUCCACCAAUAGUACCCAGCAUUAGAAAGAAAACAAACCUCAUUGCACUUAUUUUUAGUCCGCAUCAAUUUGUGUGCUCUUUUUGUCCAUCCUAUUGGCGAUUGGAUGACUUGUUUCAUAGUUUCAAAAUGUUUUGCUGCUAAAACAGGAUUUCCAAACAGGUGGUUGGAUGUUGUCCAUUCUGGAUUUUCAAAAUCUCUAAUUUUAUUUUGGUUGAUACCAGUGCACCAAUUACCUAAUGAUGCUGAUACAUAGUAAAGAGUUUUCUGUUAUUUUGAUAGUGAGCAGUUUAAGCAGUUCAAUUUCAAAUCGUAACUCAGAAAUGUAAUCUUAAGGGGACAUUUCUGAUCAGAAAAUGCUAAAAACACGUCUCGCUGCUCAACACUGUAUGAACCAAGUUUAUGUGAAUUGCAAGCAUUUUGAAAAUCCAAUGGGCCCAUCUUACUGCCUGCUUGCGAACGGUUUUCUUAUUUAUACAAGAACUCAUUUUGUACAGUUUUGUUAGAGGAAAGAGGUUUUGAUAUUUGUUUUUUUUUUUUGCAAAUGCCACUUGGCUACUUUUGUCUUCCUGUGCCAGAGUUGCUAAAUUGUCUGUAACUUUUGUUUUUUUUUAUUGAUUGAAAUAAGAUUUUACUUCUUUCUGGGUUUUCUCUUUGAAUUUGAAUAUGUCAGUUUUUCUUUUUUUAAUAAAAGCCUUGUUUCAA